AUGGUCCAUCUCACUCCUGCCCUUGUUGCGGGCCUGGUUGGUCUUGCAGGUCUCGCAGCGGCCCAUCCGGGUCACGACGUCAAGGCCGAGGCCGCGGAGCGUGCUGCUUUCCUCAAGCGGGCUCCCGUGCACCACCGCAGUUUGAACCACUGCACUGAGAAGCUGCGUGCUCGUGGCCAUGAGGCGCGUAACGUCGCUCGUCGUGAGCUGACUGUUGAGCGGCUGCGUCGUCGCAAGGGACUAGAGACCCGCUCCACCUAUCUCAAGGCGCGGGACCUUGACGAGGCCCUCAACACCUCCCACCACUCCUCCCUGGACGUGGACCAGACCGUUGACCCUGCUGUGCUCUUUGCGUCCAACGCGACCUGCAUUCUCGGACCCGACACCACCCAGGGUCCUUACUACGUCACCGGCGAGCUGAUCCGCGAGGACAUUUCUGAGGACCAGGCUGGUGUUCCUCUGUUCCUGGACUUCCAGAUCAUCGACACCAACACCUGCGACCCGGUUCCGAACAUCUACAUUGAUGCCUGGCACUGCAACGCCACCGGCGUCUACUCCGGUGUCGUGGCCGGCGGAAACGGCAACCAGGGCGAUGACACCAACCUGGACGCUACCUUCCUCCGCGGCGUCCAGAAGACCGACACCAGCGGCGUUGCUCAAUUCGAGACCAUUUUCCCCGGUCACUACACCGGCCGUACGCACCACAUCCAUCUGCUCUCCCACGCCCCCAACGGCACCACCGUCAACGCCAACAACACCCUCUCGGACCUCUUCACCGCGCACGCCUCCUACGUUGGCCAGACCUUCUUCGACCAGGACCUGAUCUACGAAGUCGAAGCCACAACCACCUACGCCGCCAACACCCAGCCCCUGACCACGAACGCGGACGAUGGCAUCCUCGCCGAAGAAGCCGACGUCAUCGACCCUUUCAUGCAGUACGUCUACCUCGGCGAUAGUGUCGAGGACGGCCUGUUUGCUUGGAUCUCGCUGGGUAUUGAUGGCACCAAGUCGAGCGAUGUUGCCCCGGCCGUGUGGUAUACUGAGAAUGGUGGCAUCGAGAACCCGAACUCUGGCGGCGGUGGUCCUGGUGGUCCCGGAGGCCCUGGUGGGCCCGGUGGGCCGCCUUCUGGUGUGCCUUCGGCUUAG
Aspergillus steynii IBT 23096 is the source of this 1146-nucleotide messenger RNA. Its product is annotated as intradiol ring-cleavage dioxygenase. The record is from RefSeq and is a predicted model, not a curated record. NCBI's taxonomy places the organism in Eukaryota, Fungi, Ascomycota, Eurotiomycetes, Eurotiales, Aspergillaceae. The transcript is spliced from 5 exons. Bases 1 to 1146 code for a protein of 381 amino acids. Gene Ontology annotation, molecular function: oxidoreductase activity, acting on single donors with incorporation of molecular oxygen, incorporation of two atoms of oxygen; ferric iron binding.